AUGCCAGCAACCAAUAUGACUACCCCUCCGCAUGCCGAAUCUUCUUACGGAGUGCCAAAGGCACCCCAUGUUAGGCUACCCGACGGAGUCUACGUCCCUACUCUGGCGUUCUUCACGGACGACGAGAAGGUUGACACCAGCACACUCGAGCACCAUCUUGUUCGACUGAUCAAUGCUGGGGUUGCGGGCAUUGUCGUUCAUGGCUCGAACGGCGAGGCAGUACACCUUACAAGGGAGGAACGCAGCUUGAUGAUCCGAUGUGCGGCCGACACUAUCCUCCAAGAAGGUCACCAUGUCCGAAUCCCGCUGAUUGCUGGGUGUGGUGCUCAGUCGACCCACGAAACGCUCCAGCUGUGUAAGGACGCUGCCAGAAGUGGCGCGUCUCAUGUGCUUUUGCUGCCACCCAGCUACUACGGCGCGCUUCUCGAUGACGAAAAGAUUAUCCAGCACUUCUAUGAGGUCGCUAACCAAUCGCCUAUUCCCAUACUCAUCUACAACUUCCCGGCCGCAGCCUCGGGGCGCGAUCUCACCUCGGAUGCCAUCAUUAGAAUCGCUCAGCAUCCGAACGUGGUCGGUGUGAAGCUAACCUGUGGCAACACAGGAAAACUCGCGCGCGUGGCCGAUGACGCGCCCGAAGGCUUCUUCGUCGCAGGAGGCAGCGCCGACUUCAUCCUGCAGGGUCAGGUUGUAGGCGCCAACGGCACCAUCUCAGGGCUGGCCAACAUUGCCCCGCGGGCAUGCGUGCGUAUCAUGGAGUUGGCAGCGAAGACCGAGCUCGCCGAGGCGCGGCGACUACAAGCCAUUGUGGCGAGGGGGGACUGGAUCGCCAUAAAAACAGGCUUCGUGGGCGUAAAGGCGGCGAUCGGGCACUUUGAGAGGUACGGGGGCGCGCCACGGAAGCCCUGCGUCAGGCCCUCACCGGAGGAGCUGAAAAUUAUCGUGGAUGGACUGAGUCAGCUGCAUCAAGUAGAAAUGGAAUUGGAAGAAGAGGCGAGGGCUUCUGGCGGCGCCCUGUGA
Messenger RNA from Colletotrichum truncatum, 1017 nucleotides. RefSeq names its product dihydrodipicolinate synthase. Gene Ontology annotation, molecular function: 4-hydroxy-tetrahydrodipicolinate synthase activity. Lineage: Eukaryota; Fungi; Ascomycota; Sordariomycetes; Glomerellales; Glomerellaceae. The record is from RefSeq and is a predicted model, not a curated record.